AAUAUGGAAAACUUGACAGCUUCGUAGCACUGUGUUGGGAGAAGGAACAGAUACGUGUAGAGCAUGCCGAGCAUUAACUAACAUCGAAUUGUAUGCCCGGAAUAUAGAAACUGGGCAAAGGUGUCUGUGGAUCGGGGCACGUGUCCCGAAAAAUGGCAAAUUUUAUAAACAAUCCCUCGCAGCAGAACUACUACUUCAAGAAGAGCAUCGCCUACACUGAGGAUCACAUUGUGGUAAAGAAGUUGUUCCUCUACAAUGUGGCAGCCGAGCUGAUGCAGCAGGAGGUGCAAACCUAUUUCGAGGGCUUCGGCCGUGUGCUGCGGCUGCAGCUGUUCGCCACCCACGCAAAUCGCAAGCAGCAGCCGCGCGACUGCUGCCGCAAAACAAAAACGGGCUAUGUCUACUUUACCAAUCCGCGCGACGCGGCCAAGGCGCUGCGCAAGACGCUGCACACGGUCAAUGGGCGCCGUCUGUCGGUGCAGGCCAACGACAGCUGGCAUCAGCCAGACGCGUAUGGCAGCAACUCGGAUGAGCCGGCAGCAGCAGCAACUGCAGUUGCUACGGCAUCGCACAUAUUGAAUCUGAAUGAUCAUUGCCUGGAGCACAUCAUACGCUUGCUCUCGCUGCCCGAUCGCAUACACUUUGCUAGGACCUGCACACGCUUUCGCACCGUCUAUCAGCAGGUGUCGCCGGCACUGAAUCGCAGCAUCAGCUUCGACGUCUUCGACGCGAUGACCGUGUGGGAUAUGCGUGACUUCUUCAUACUGUCUGGCCGGCAUGUCCUGCACAUCGAGGGCAUCAUACCACCCGGUCGCUGCCAAAGAUUCUGCGAGUUCUUCGGGCUGCACUGCGUCAAUCUGCGCACGAUGCGCGUCACAGCGAGCAAACUGAGUGUGCGCAACAUGCACAAGAUCUUCGCCAGGCUGGAUCAGCUGGAGGAGCUGCAGCUGCGCGCCUGUGCUCUAAACAAUUCCAGCCUGAUGGCCCUGAAGCAUCUGCGGCAGCUGAAGAGUCUGGAUCUGUCGGACAACCACCAGCUGACCGGAGUCAACAUGAAUUGUCUGCCCCCGAGCAUUGAGUACCUGAGUCUGACCAGCUGCAACGGGCUGCAGUCGAAGUAUUUGCCGAAGAUGUGCAAGGCGCUGCCCCAGCUGCGAGAGCUCAACAUGAAAGCCGUCUAUACAGUAACCACGGGCUUCCAGCAGAUGGUCAGCGGCAAAUGCUGCUUGUCGCUCGAGGUGCUCACCUUGAGCAGUGGCCCGGCCAAUGAAUACGAGCAUAUAGCCAAGUUUCCGGCCCUGAAGAAGCUGGUACUGUACAGUUACGAGCAGGGCACCACGCUGCGGCCGGAGCUGCUCACCUGGCUGGUGGAGCACAAGUCACAGCAGCUGCUGCACUUUGAGGCACGUGGCCAGAACUCCAUAAAUGCGGAAAUGCUAGCACAGAUCGGGCAGCUGCAUGCCUUGCACACGCUCUGCCUGCCGCACAACAAUACUGUGGGGGAUCGGGAGCUGGAGUCGAUCCGGCUGCCCCAGCUGGAGCAGAUCAAUCUCAAGUAUUGGCCAAAUCUGAGCAACAAUGCAGUGCUGCGACUGCUGCUCGCCUGCCCCAAACUGCGCGAGCUGCACCUGGAGGAGUGUCCGCGUCUGACCGAGAAGCUCCUGCACGACAUCAUCUUCAAGCUGCGUCUGCAGCUGCGCGACAAGCUGAACCAGCGACAGUUGCCCAUUCGCAUGCACGUCUAUGGCAGCAAGAUAAACGAGUUUAGUCUGCAGCACCUGGACGUUGCAGCCAAGGACAUUGUCCAUGCUUGUCUGACGCCGCCGUCGUCCUCGGAUCUGUGCCUGGUGCGCAUGUCGAAUCUGCUCGAAUUCGACUUCUAUUCGGAUGACUACGACAGCUUUGGCUCCGAUGACGAGCUGGAUCCCGACUACGAUCGGUACAUGGUGAACGAGGGCUUCCUCAGCGAUGAGGAGUACGACUACCAGGACAUGGUCUUCCACGACGAUGAUCUAUUUGUGAUAAAUAUGGAGAAUGUCGCCGAGUUGUUUAACAACUGGAAUGCAAACGCGAACCGAAAUGCGAAUGCAAAUGCGAAUGCGAAUGCGAACGCUAACGCGAAUGCGAAUCUAAAUGCGAAUCGUAACGUAAACAGAAAUGGGUAAUCUGAGUGAACAAUAUUUCCACUUGUACAUAUUUAAAUAGAUAUAGGGUAUCUAUUUUUGGUCAUUAAGUUAAGUACGACGCUUUCUUAGUAUUCUUAGUAGCUGGUAUAGAUUAGGUAGCUAUCAAUGUGAUUAAAUAAUUUAAGUGUAUUCAGUAGU
Messenger RNA from Drosophila hydei, 2324 nucleotides. RefSeq lists its product as uncharacterized. Gene Ontology annotation, molecular function: protein binding; RNA binding. The coding region runs from base 153 to 2165 and encodes 670 amino acids. Gene Ontology annotation, biological process: SCF-dependent proteasomal ubiquitin-dependent protein catabolic process. NCBI's taxonomy places the organism in Eukaryota, Metazoa, Arthropoda, Insecta, Diptera, Drosophilidae. The record is from RefSeq and is a predicted model, not a curated record. The transcript has 2 exons. Gene Ontology annotation, cellular component: SCF ubiquitin ligase complex.